Colias croceus (clouded yellow) is the source of this 995-nucleotide messenger RNA. RefSeq lists its product as uncharacterized. Bases 87 to 944 code for a protein of 285 amino acids. The record is from RefSeq and is a predicted model, not a curated record. The transcript has 6 exons. NCBI's taxonomy places the organism in Eukaryota, Metazoa, Arthropoda, Insecta, Lepidoptera, Pieridae.
CCAGCUCUUAUUGUCCACUACCUACUCAAAAAGUAUCCAUUUACAUUUUGAUUAUUUUCUAUUUGCUGUAAUACAUCACAAGGAAAAUGUACAUAUUCAUUUUCCUGGAAAACUCAUUCCUUCUCAAUUUCCAUGGAAUAUUUGUGGUUUCUUUAAACGCGAAAAACUAUCUUCGAUUCCAAUACAGAAACCUUACAGUUGGAGUAUUUACGAGUCAGGCUAUAGAUGUGAAUGUCAUCGGAGAAUGGAAAGCCGAUCUGGGCUGGGAGGUGACCUGCGGUUGGCAGACCUUGCCCAACGACACGCUGCAGUCCGUAAGAUUGUACAAUAAUGGCCAGCAGUUCAUGAUAUUUAGACCAGAAAAGCACGGGACCUCUCGAAGCGAAGUAUUCCGAACACCAGAGAACUUUAUGAACGUAGAUUGCACCACUACAGCAGACAGGGGUCAGCAAGGAAAGUGUACUCUGAUCCUCGAACCUUACCAACCCCCGGUGUAUGACUUCACAUAUACGUGUGAAGUUAGCGGCGAGCGACCGAUGUUUAGGAUGGGCAAGAAAGACUUUUACGUCAGGGUUUUAGUGCCACCAUCAGACGCCGUGUUGCACGUGAAAGCUCCAGAAAACCCAUCAUCUCCAAUCGUGACUAUAAACUGUUCGUCUACUGGCCUCCCAGCGCCAUCUUUGUCUUGGACCGUUGGUGGUGAUAAGGUCCAAGCAGAUUUCACCAAACGCGAUUGGAACGCAACAUCAAAACUCUGGCAGUCCUGGUCCACACUAUCCUUCACUCGGUCUGGUGACUCCAAUACAGCUACAUGCUUACCUGAAGUUAAAUCUAAUAAUGAGACAAUUAAGGGAAAACCCGCUGUGUAUAAUUCUGCUGGAAGUUUGUAUGGUAUCAUAAAAUUAACAGUCUUCACCAUGAUGAUCCUGCACCGAUUAAGCUGAUAAAAAGGAAUUUCAAAAAUGGAAGUUACUUAAUAAAACACGUUUUCCAGU